CAGAAGUUGCAGAGCUGAGGAGUUUCCCCGAGUAGACCCUACACUCACGCGAUGUUGUACCAGAUUUUUUUUGCACUUGGUGCCCUGAUCGCCUUAUUGCUGGUCCUUAUCUGUAUUUUUGCGCUAUAUAUAGCUCAUGUAAGGCGCAAAUUUGCCCACAUACCAUCUGCACCACUGACGAGUUUCUUCUCUGGGCACACAAAAGACGUUAUUGCAUGCCGUGAUGCAGGAAAUCCCAUUCACAGCUUAUUUCUACAGUGGCAUAUCGAAUAUGGUGCAAUUUUUGUGUGUUGGUUUAUGCAUUUCCCCUUUAUUGUAAUAACUGAUCCAGAGAUGGUGAAGGACAUUCUUGUUACCUCUAACCUCCCCAAGCACUUCUUAGCCUAUACUGCUCUUGGCUAUCUCUUUGGGCAAAGAUUUCUUGGUAAUGGUCUGGCAACCAAUGUGAAUAAUGAGGUCUGGAAACAAAGACGUGGCUUAAUGAACCCAGCUUUUCAUCGCAAGUACCUUAAAGAUUUGAUGAGUUCUUUUAAUGCCACAGCUGAUCUCCUCAUCUCUCAUCUGGGUAAAAUGGCCGAUGGGAAAACAGAAGUUUGCAUACUUGAACAGUUUGGUCAUGCAGCCUUGGAUAUCAUUUGCAAGGUUGCUUUUGGCAUGGACGUAGAUGUUAUGAGCGGAAAGGAUACGACAUUUAGAGAUGCAGUUUCUCUGAGCUUUGAAGGAGUUCACGUUUCACAAAUGAACCCUUUUCACAAGUGGAACGUUUUCCAAUAUCUAUACCAAUGGCGCGUGGUAAAGGCAGUAAAAUUUUUGCGUGAAACUGGAAGGAAAGUGAUUGAAGCGAGAAAGCAUGCCAUGGCAAGAGGAGAAGAGGUCCCUGAUGAUAUAUUACAACGAAUUAUUCAACAGCAAGAAUCAGUUCCAAACUUCGACAUUGAGGACAUGUUGGAUGAUUUCGUUACUUUCUUCAUUGCUGGUCACGAAACUACAGCCAGUUUGUUAAGCUUUUGUGUUCUUGAGCUGGGAAAUCAUCCGGAGAUAGUUGACAGUUUGUUGGAAGAAAUACAUGAUGUUCUGGGACCUAAACAGCAUGUUGCGUUUGAUGACCUGGCCAAACUCAAACAACUCGGGCUGGUACUAAAGGAAACUUUACGACUAUACCCUCCAGCAGCUGCUGGUUCACUACGAAUGUGUGAAAAGGAUGCAGAAAUUGGAGGAUACAAAAUACCUGCUAACGUUCCUAUCAUGUUGAGUACCUUUGCCAGCAGCCGAUCUCCUAAGUACUGGACUAAGCCAGAGGAAUUCAAUCCUUACAGAUUUGACGAUGAAGAACAAUUGAAGAGUUCUCAUUACAAUUACUUCCCGUUUUCACUUGGACCCCGGAACUGUAUCGGACAAAACUUUGCACAGAUCGAGGCCAAGGUUUUGUUGUCACGCUUCCUUCAGACGUUCAAUUUUUCUUUGGUACCUGGACAGUCACGCGAUGUUCAUGAAAGAGUCACGCUUCGACCCAAGGAUGGCGUUAUGUGUACUUUGACGAAGCGAAAUUAACCUACUUGUCGAUCUCUCGCUAUGAUGGUUCGGAAGUAGCUCCCAGAAAUUCCUGUUGUGAAGAAAACGGGUCCUUCAAUGAAAUUG
Messenger RNA from Pocillopora verrucosa, 1638 nucleotides. RefSeq names its product cholesterol 24-hydroxylase. The record is from RefSeq and is a predicted model, not a curated record. Gene Ontology annotation, biological process: cholesterol catabolic process. NCBI's taxonomy places the organism in Eukaryota, Metazoa, Cnidaria, Anthozoa, Scleractinia, Pocilloporidae. Gene Ontology annotation, molecular function: cholesterol 24-hydroxylase activity; iron ion binding; heme binding.